AUGACCGACCACAACAAGCAAGACAAAGUGGACACGGGUUCGCAGCAUGGCUUACCGUUUUCCACGCCUGCACGCCCUCGAACUACCGUCGAGCACGAGUCAAGCGGCAGUCCUCAACGUCCUUCUUAUUCGCCAGUAACUCCCACUUUGUCUCAUACCAGCUUGGCCUCCUACGAUGGAGUAGGAGGAGACCUCCCCCCUGCACAAUGGAUGGACGAGCCACCGGAACCCCUUCCAGUCAGCCUAGAUGACAACCCAGACGCAAUGGCCUUACGAGCCACCUUGUCCAUUCUCCAAAUUCAGCGGCAACAGGCCCUACGUGAUAUGCAGGACUUGGACAAGAUGAAAAAGGCCGCGUUGGAGGACCCCGAGCAGUUUAUCAAAGACCUCCAAACAGGAAAACUCAGUCGCUCGCCACGGUCUGGCGUAGAUGUUGAUGGGCUGGAGCCUGUCACAGCUGAGGACAAAGAAACAGAUACGUCCAAGUUUGGCCACUUCCCGCACGCACAAAACAUCGUUCGCACUCCACCGGUUGAGUGGGCUAAAUAUCACAUUGUUGGCGAACCCUUGGAUCGAAUUCACAAGACGCAGCAGCAGUAUCCAGGAGCUACCGAUGAAGCGCUCGAGAGUCGAGAUCGGCCUCAGCCUCACACGAUUGCUGCUCCAUAUCGUCCAUUUGUGGACAAGCUGGACCAGGCACGAACUCCGUCGAAUCCACGUCAUUCGGAAUCUUGA
Molecule: messenger RNA, 735 nt
Organism: Fonsecaea multimorphosa CBS 102226
Lineage: Eukaryota; Fungi; Ascomycota; Eurotiomycetes; Chaetothyriales; Herpotrichiellaceae
Exons: 1
Coding region: 1-735 (244 amino acids)
Source: RefSeq, a predicted model, not a curated record